Messenger RNA from Ctenopharyngodon idella (grass carp), 2812 nucleotides. It is a transcript of the gene ddx10, whose product is annotated as DEAD (Asp-Glu-Ala-Asp) box polypeptide 10. The transcript has 18 exons. The record is from RefSeq and is a predicted model, not a curated record. Gene Ontology annotation, molecular function: ATP binding; nucleic acid binding; RNA helicase activity. The coding region runs from base 87 to 2693 and encodes 868 amino acids. Gene Ontology annotation, cellular component: nucleus. Gene Ontology annotation, biological process: rRNA processing. NCBI's taxonomy places the organism in Eukaryota, Metazoa, Chordata, Actinopteri, Cypriniformes, Xenocyprididae.
UCACUGCGAGCAAAACAUCUCGCGAAGUAAACAUUCACGUGUUGUUACGUUGGUACACACUACCUAGUCAACGAAAUAGAGUGAAAAUGCGGGUUAAAAAGAACAAAGAGAAGAAAAACAUAAUCGAUGACCCUGUAAGGAAUUUUGAGAAAUGGAAAAAGAAGUACGAUAAAACGAAAACCCGGAUCAAACGAGUUCAAAAGCCCACUAGGAAGAAACGCGACUGGGAGGUGGAGAGAGAAAACAUACAGAGACUGGUGAAUAAAUACUCGACGAUCAAUGCCAAAGAGGCUGUGAAGUUCUCUGAUUUUCCACUCUCAAGAAAGACUCUAAACGGUCUUCUUGAGUGUCAGUACCGGCAGCCCACAGAGAUUCAGAGGCAGACUAUUGGCUUUGCUUUGCAAGGUAAAGAUGUUCUUGGUGCUGCAAAGACGGGCUCUGGAAAGACUUUGGCCUUCCUCAUCCCGGUUUUGGAGUGCUUGUAUCGUGAACAGUGGACUGGGAUGGACGGCCUCGGCGCUCUCAUCAUCUCUCCCACCCGAGAGCUGGCCUAUCAGACCUUUGAGGUGUUGAGGAAGAUCGGCAGGAACCAUGAAUUUUCUGCCGGCCUUAUAAUUGGUGGAAAGGAUCUGAAAGAUGAAUCAGAGAAGAUCCAUCGCACAAAUAUCAUUAUCUGCACCCCAGGACGUCUGCUGCAGCACAUGGACGAGAAUGCCACAUUUCAUGCUUCAAAUCUGCACAUGCUUGUACUUGAUGAAGCCGACAGGAUUCUAGACAUGGGUUUUGCUGAAACACUCAAUGCCAUUGUUGAAAACCUCCCGAAAACACGACAGACCCUUCUCUUCUCCGCCACUCAGACCAGGUCUGUCAAAGAUCUGGCCAGACUGAGCCUGAAGAACCCAGAGUAUGUGUGGGUCCAUGAGCAGGCCAAGUUCAGUACUCCUGCAACUCUGGAACAGAACUAUGUGGUGUGUGAGCUGCACCAGAAAGUCAACAUGCUCUUCUCAUUUAUGAGGAGUCACCUUCAGAAGAAGAUCAUAGUCUUCUUUGCCUGCUGCAAAGAGGUUCAGUAUCUGUUCCGGGUCUUCUGCCGGUUGCGUCCUGGUAUCUCCGUUCUUGCUUUGCAUGGGAAACAGCAGCAGAUGAAGAGAGUGGAAGUUUACAAUGACUUUGUCCGCAAGACCUCUGCAGUACUAUUUGCCACAGAUAUCGCUGCCAGAGGACUUGACUUCCCUGCAGUGAACUGGGUGCUGCAGUUCGACUGUCCUGAAGAUGCGAACACAUACAUUCACAGAGUUGGCAGAACAGCCAGGUAUAAGGAAGGAGGUGAGGCGCUUCUGGUCCUGUUGCCCUCGGAGGAAAAGGGCAUGAUUGAACAGCUUCAAGAGAAAAAAGUUCCCAUUAACAAAAUCCAGGUGAAUCCAGAGAAGUUGGUGUCGGUUCAGCAGAAGCUGGAGGCCUUUCUGGCACAGGAGAUAGACCAGAAGGAGCGGGCGCAGAGGUGUUUCGUGUCCUACCUCCGCUCAGUCUAUCUGAUGAAGAACAAAGAUGUCUUUGAUGUUUUCCAGCUCAAACUCCAAGAAUAUGCCAUGUCACUGGGUUUGGCAGUGGCGCCACGGGUCCGGUUCCUCAUUAAGGCCCAGCAGCAAAAGAGUGGAGCGGCGCAGGACGACAGCGGUACUGCAGAACACGAGCCUGAAGAUGAGCUGGAGAGUUUCAAAGCCAAACUCAAAGGACGGCAACCUGAGUCUCAGUCCUCACAGUCUGAGGAAGAAGACGACGAAGAGGAGGAAGGGGAUGAUGAUGAUGAUGAUGAAGAGGAGGAGACAUUAAAGCCUGCAGCUCUGCUAUGUGGCUUUAAUGAAGAGGAGGACGAUGACCAGAACGAUCUGGACCUUCUGACUGUCAAACGUAAAGAUGUGUUCAAUAUCAAUGAAGAGAGCGAAGACGAUGAGGGUACAGAUGCUAAUGCCAAGAAUAAGAAACUAAAAGAGACCAAAUUCAAAGAUGCAAAGAAAAUACUGAAAAGAAACUUAAAGGUCAACACUAAGAAGGUCUUCACUGAGGAGGGAGAGGAGCUGCAGCAGUGGCCUCCGCUGCAGAGGACCAUGGUACCAGAUGAAGAGGAUGACGAAGAGGUGUCUGGCAUUAACGUGGAAGCAGCCAAAGAGCGGCUUCGCAAAGAAGACCAGGCGUUUGACAAGAUUGAGUACCGUCGUAAAGUCCAGGAGAAACACAGGGAGAAAAGACUGAAGGAGAAAGCAGCUCGGAGGGAAGCGGACCAACAGCAGAAAGAGGAGAAAAAGAAAAGAACUGCUGCUGCUGCUGCUGCCGCUGCUGCUGCUGAUAAUGAUGAGGAUGAGGAUGAUGAUGAGGAGGAGGAGGAGGAGGUGGUAGCGUAUCUGUCAGGUGCUGAUGAAGAUUUUGACCCCAGCACCCUUCCUGACCCAGACAAAGUGUGCGACUCUGAGUCCUCCUCCGAGGAAGAUGGCGAUUCAUCAGACCACGGAGGCAAGAAGAGAAGUUUCAGCAGCGACAGCAGUGAGGAUGAUGAUAGUGAUGAAGAAGUACAGCAGACACAGGUGGGCAGGAAGAAGCCCAGGAAGGAGUCCACAGUAACUCCUCUGGACACUGGCCUCUCGCUGGCCGAAGACGAGGAGCUUGUGUUGCAUUUACUGGGCAAACGCAGCUAGUUCCUUUGGGAACAGGUCCCUGUACCCAUCUUCCCCUUCAGAGUUCCUUAUUCAUUGUAUGUUGAUUAAUAAAAAUGCCCCUUUACUAAUAAAAUUUAUCGUGAUUGUGGAAACUUUAA